CAUGUAAUCAUGUCCUAACAUUCGCAACAAUUAUGUUUCUUUUCAAGUCCUGAAAAGAACAUGUUACUCUCCCCAAUAGGCGUCGCCGGCGCCGCAAACUCGCCAUGCCGCUCGCCACGCUGCUCGGCCACCUCGCCGCCGGCCGCUUCGGCCUCGUGCAGGCGCUCACCGGCGCCGCGACCGCGGCGGCCGCGCACCGACUCCUCCACCUCCUCCUCCGCACAGCGCCGCCGCCUCCCCUCCCGGACCUCGUCUCCCUCGCGCGGUGGUCGCGCGCCCACUUCCGCGCGCCGCUCCCGCUCCGGCUCCACGGGCUCCUCCUCGCCCGCCUCGCCUCCAAGGGGCUCUACCCCCUCCUCCGCUCCGAGCUCCACGUCCUCGCCGCGGCGCGCCUCCACUCCCCCGCAUCCAUCCUCCGCGCUCUCCCCUCCCCGUCCGCGUCCGCGUCCGCAUCCACGCCGCUCAUCGCCGACAUGCUCGUCCUCGCCCUCGCCAGGGCAUCCCAGCCCCUCAGGGCGUACGACGCGUUCCUCCUCGCCGGGGAGAGCCACCCGCGGCACCGCCCCUCCACCUCCUCCGUGAACGCCCUUCUCGCCGGCCUCGUCGGCGCCAAGCGGGUCGACCUCGCCGAGAAGGCGUUCAGGAGCGCGCUGCGGCGGCGCGUGUCACCGGACAUCUACACCUUCAACACCGUCAUCUCCGGCCUCUGCAGGAUCGGCCAGCUCCGCAAAGCCGGCGAUGUCGCCAAGGACAUCAAGGCAUGGGGUCUGGCUCCCUCUGUGGCCACCUACAAUAGCCUCAUCGAUGGGUACUGCAAGAAGGGUGGAGCUGGGAACAUGUACCAUGUCGACAUGCUUUUGAAGGAGAUGGUCGAAGCCGGGAUCUCACCGACUGCAGUUACAUUUGGUGUGUUGAUCAAUGGGUAUUGCAAGAACUCGAAUACUGCGGCCGCAGUGAGAGUCUUCGAGGAGAUGAAGCAGCAGGGGAUCGCUGCGAGUGUCGUGACGUAUAAUUCGCUAAUUUCAGGUCUCUGCAGUGAGGGUAAGGUGGAGGAAGGGGUGAAGCUGAUGGAGGAGAUGGAGGAUUUGGGGCUGUCACCCAAUGAAAUCACCUUUGGCUGUGUUCUGAAAGGGUUUUGUAAGAAGGGAAUGAUGGCAGAUGCCAAUGAUUGGAUUGAUGGUAUGACAGAGAGGAAUGUGGAACCUGAUGUGGUUAUUUACAAUAUCUUGAUCGAUGUGUAUCGCCGUCUUGGAAAAAUGGAGGAUGCAAUGGCGGUGAAGGAGGCAAUGGCAAAGAAGGGGAUCAGUCCCAAUGUCACAACAUAUAAUUGCUUGAUAACAGGGUUUAGCCGCAGUGGGGAUUGGAGGAGUGCUUCUGGCCUUCUGGAUGAGAUGAAGGAGAAAGGUAUUGAAGCAGACGUCGUCACUUACAAUGUGCUUAUUGGUGCUUUGUGCUGCAAAGGUGAGGUACGGAAAGCUGUAAAGCUCUUGGAUGAAAUGUCGGAAGUUGGAUUGGAACCAAACCAUCUGACCUACAAUACCAUAAUACAGGGGUUCUGUGAUAAGGGUAACAUUAAGUCUGCCUAUGAAAUUAGAACCAGGAUGGAAAAAUGUCGGAAACGGGCAAAUGUGGUUACGUACAAUGUGUUCAUCAAGUAUUUCUGCCAGAUAGGGAAGAUGGAUGAAGCUAAUGAUCUACUCAAUGAGAUGUUGGACAAAUGUCUAGUUCCAAACGGGAUCACUUAUGAAACGAUAAAAGAGGGGAUGAUGGAAAAAGGCUAUACACCAGAUAUUAGAGGGUGCACUGUCUCACAAGCUUCUGAAAACCCAGCAUCAUCCUGAGAAGUAUGGAAUCUAUGACCUUCAUCAAGCAAGCAUUCGCAAUUGGAAGUAAAUGAAACAAUGCUGGCAAACUGGAGUACCUGAUUGUGCUCAUAAUGGAGAUGGUCAGCUAGUAUUCACCAUGGCUUUUGAAGAUGGGCCUGGCCCCUUGAUUCUGGCCAAUUGAGCAUCUAGUCUAGGUAAGACUAACGUACCAAAGUAACUGCAGAUAGUUAACGGUCUCUUGUGUAAAUUUCUUAUCCCAUCUAUUGUUAAUGCCCAUACAAAUGACAGAAGAGAUUGCAAUCUCAGCAAUAGCAAUGUCCUCACCUGUUACGAAUGGAUUAGAGUUAACAUCUCUGUACGAAUGAUUCGAAAAAAAAACAGCUUAUAUGAAAUAUUGAAAUGCAA
Molecule: messenger RNA, 2231 nt
Organism: Oryza sativa Japonica Group (Japanese rice)
Lineage: Eukaryota; Viridiplantae; Streptophyta; Magnoliopsida; Poales; Poaceae
Product: pentatricopeptide repeat-containing protein At1g09820
Molecular function (GO): protein binding
Source: RefSeq, a predicted model, not a curated record